Molecule: messenger RNA, 1995 nt
Organism: Ectocarpus siliculosus
Lineage: Eukaryota; Phaeophyceae; Ectocarpales; Ectocarpaceae
Source: the annotation of a GenBank genome assembly
AUGGAAAAGUACAACGCGGGUAAAAUGGUUGGAAGAGGAGGCUUCGGCAAGGCCUUCCUCUGCUCCAGAAUUCACGACGACAAGGCUUGUAUUAUCAAAAAAGUGGACGUGGCUAGGCUUUCGUUCAAGGAGCGCCAAAAGGCAACUGAUGAAGCUAACCUUCUGGCGAAGCUCUCGCAUCCCAACAUCGUGCGCUACUGGGAAGGCUUCUUCGACGGGCUUGUCCUGUGCAUGGUCAUGGACUACGCUGAAGGCGGCGAUCUGAGCUCAUACCUGCAAUCUCGCCGUGAGGGAUCCAGAGUUCUCUACAUUGCAGAGGAGCAAGUGCUCGGCUGGCUUGUACAGAUGACCCGGGCCCUGGGCUACCUCCACGGCCAAAACAUUCUCCACAGAGACCUCAAGCCGCACAACAUCUUUCUCACGUGCUCGGGAGUGGUGAAACUCGGAGACUUCGGUAUAGCAAAGGUCUUGGAGAACACGAUUGACUUGGCGAGUACGAUUAUUGGUACACCGUCCUACAUGAGCCCGGAAAUGUUCCAGCACAAGGCAUACAACCACAAGGCCGACAUGUGGAGCCUGGGGUGUGUUCUCUACGAGAUGGUUUCCCUUCGCUGCAUGUUUCGAGGAAGCUUGAUUCAGAUGCUGGUAGCUCAAAGGGGUGGCCAACAGGAGCUGCCGCCGAUACCUUCAAGCUACAGCGCCGAGAUGCACCACCUGAUAAAGGGUCUCACUCAGAAUGACCCCGAGAUCGGCCCUUUGGAGGGCCCCGACUCUGCCGAAACCCUCGAGGUUCCGUGGGACACGAUGGAGAACGCCAGGAUGGAGGCUCUCCGCCAAGUCGAUUCGGGGGAUUUCGACAUCGGCAAUCCCGACAUGUUCAUAAAGCAAAUGCUCAACACGGAUUUGCUCAACAUCCUUCGACAAGUCGACUACGUAUUCGAGCGUGGCCACCGUUCGCCACGCGUCGCUGGUUUGAGGCAUCCCCGCAGCCCCAGGACGGCGCACCAGGAAUAUUCUCCUCUAACGAUUACCGGCUGGUGCGUGGGGGUGUUCGCGGUUGCGGCAGCAAUUAUGGUGCACGAGCCAUGGGUAGUUCUGUGCAAGAAGAAAGGUCCCGACUACAACUCAGCGUAUGGCCGGUUUGAAACAGCGUCGAGGACCCUGACGGAGUCGGUCAAGUUCGGGGUAGUUGAUUGCUUUGGCUCUCUCCCUUCCGGCAAGAGCAUCAUCCAGAAGUUCGGCCUCACGAACCGGUUGAACACGCCUAUUCUGUUCGUCGCGGGAGCCGAAAUGAAGCCGGUACAAGCCUCUCCCUGGAACAUGGAUAGCGAAGCCUCCUUGGUGAAGUGGGCGAGUAUCGCCAUAACGCCCGCGGCCUCGCCUGUAACUUCGACGCGCUCGCUGGAGACCAAGUGCAUGAAGAAGGAACAGUGCGUCCUGAUAAUGCUGGCGGGCCAGCUAGAGAGUGCCGACGACUACGCGCUGAAGGAGGUGAUGGCUCGCCACCGCAAAGUUAGGUUUGUCAGCAUGGAUGCGACCAAGCUCGAAACGUCGAUCGAGAAGCGUUUCGACAUCAAGCCGGUCGACGGGGCUCACCACUUCGUGCACUUCACCCGCUACAACGUUCCUGUGAAUGCCAAGGCGGGUACGCCUCGUUGGGGCGUGCAGGUAUACCGUGGAAAACUUGACACGGAUUCGAUGUCGGCGUUCUUGGGAGGCAAUGAGGAGAAACAGGGGCUCAGGCACGCACCCACGGUUUCUACCCGAAAGGCAACGAAGAAGAAGCGGCCAGAAGAAGCAGCCGCGAGUCAGGGCGACAUCCAGGCACCCUGAUGCUAAUGCGAGACCGUAGUGGGGCGAUGUACCGACCGGCAAAUGUAGACGAUGACUGAGUUACAACGUUACCAUACACAUUUGAGGUUUUCAACGGGUUAGACUUCUUUGGGCGAUGUGAAUGAUCGACCGGGCUUUUUGGUUCCGCGUUUCGUGAAAGCG